UGGAAUAGUCUCUCAGUCGACGCUAUUUCGAUUGUCUUUUAACCACGACGUUGACGUUGUAAAUGCCCAGUGUGCAAGAUAUCUUCGGAGCAUCGGGAUAGAGGGUCAUCGGAAAUCGACUCCUGCAGACCACGUUCUAAGAAUGAAGACCCUCUGUGUUAUUAUACUCAUUUCCCUUGCCUUUACUUGGACAGUACACGGGAAAUUAAGGAAGAGAUGCUACUCCUACUGUAUGUGUCAAGCUCCUCGAAUGCAAUGUCGUGGCAAAAAGGCCGGAAUUCCAAAAGCAUUUCCAAACAUAACAAGGGUUGAACUUGCUCGUAUAGACCUCGGCUACAUCACAAGGAACAUGAUGGCUAACCUAACAUACUGCCACCUCACAUCCCUUACAAUGGACAGAAAUAGCAUCACUGGAAUAGCACCUGAUGCAUUUGAGGACCUAUCCUUUCUCCAGUCGCUGAAAUGGCAACAGCCACGUUUCCUUCUUAAAGGCAUUAUAUCAGCGCUGCAGAACGUCCACAGUCACCUCCAGAGUGUCACACUCUAUGCUGAUGGUGGAACCGACAAGACUCUUAAUGCUGAUGUGUUCAAACAUCUUACAUCACUUCGAAGUAUGACGCUUUUUGUGGGGGGAAUAGAAGUUUUCAAUGCUUCUGCUUUAUCACAGGUACAAAACUUGUCACGUUUAGAACUAUCCGAACAUAAUCUAUAUUCUUUUAUCGUGGAAACCCCGUUGCCCAAUCUAAAACUGUUGGUUCUAAAAGGGAAUAAUCUGGUUGAAAUUCCUUCCUUAUGUGUAGACGGAGGUGUGCCUUUAACGCCUCGGUUAAUAAGGUUAGAUAUCCGGAAAAAUGGCAUCAGAAGUUUGGAUACGUCCCCUCUCAGCUGCCUGCCCAAUCUGCUGAAGCUAUUGCUUUCAAACAAUAGAAUUGAAGCUUUGCCCAACAACGCCUUUGCAAAUCUGCCCAAAUUACAGAGUUUACACAUUUCCAACCUCUUGUCUUUGAAAUCAGUGGGAGACAGUGUAUUCAAUUCCACAAGCUUGCAUAACAUUUACUAUUUCAACAACCCACCAUUUACACAUGCUCGUACUAUUCAGGGAACGUUUUUCAAAUUCACACCCAAUCUCCGUGUUCUCAACCUAGGGGGGACCAAUUUACAGUUAUAUGGAGACAAGUUGAGAUUGUUUCUUCAAAACCUAAGAAAUAUUGAGAAACUUCUGAUGCACUCCACGGGACUCAGUGAAUUACCCUCAGGUGUGUUUUCUCAAUUGAAGAAACUACGAGAGUUAAACUUACUGGGGAAUAACUUCCCCAACCUCACCAGUGGUGUGUUUUCGAAUGCUACAAGUAUACAAAAGCUCACCCUGACCUCGUGUAAUAUAAAAAUGAUUAAGGAGGACACCUUUCCUCUCAACUUUCGGCUCAGCGUAAAGGAGAUCGGACUGGCUACCAACCACUUCACUUGCACUUGUGACCUUCUGUGGUUCAGGAACUGGAUGAAGGAGGUUAUUGCCAAUAAAAGCGUCAAAUUUUCCAAUUAUCCGGAUGGAUACGUGUGCGCGUAUCCUGACGGAAAACGCAUCAGACUUGCUAAUUAUAAUCCUACUGAACAAUCGUGCGCUGUGGUAAAGUUGUACCCUGUUAUUCUGACCAUAGCGCUGUCUGUGUGUUUGGUAUUCACCGUCACUGCACUGGUGGUUUAUCGGUAUCGCUGGCACCUCCUAUACUGGAUUUCUCUGCUGCGACCAAGACGGAGACGUCAACAACGACGUCCUCCAGAAGACAUGAAAUACGACGCCUUCGUCUCCUAUAGCAACCCCGACGGAGACUGGGUCUACGACGAGCUUCUGAACUUCCUUGAGGGCGAGGUUGGGCUGCGACUGUGUGAACACAGCAGAGACUUCGCCGCCGGUAGAUUCAUCAUAGACAACGUGUUUGACGCCAUGGAGACCAGCAGAAAGACCAUCCUCGUCAUCUCUAACGAGUACAUGAAAAGCGACUGGUGCCAGUUUGAGCUUCAGGUGGCUCUCAGCUCCCAUCUGAAGAAUGAUAUAGAAAUUGCCGUUAUUCUUCUCGAGCAGAUUCAGCCAUGUCACGUAACAUCGACACUACGUGCUCUGAUGAUAUCAACAACGUACAUCGAAUGGAAAGAUGAGGAAGAGGCCAGAGCUCUGUUUAGACAGAGAAUCAAAAACACCAUUGCCCAAUAACUGUUGAUACAUACCUAUAUGGCCAUUUUGCCAUGGAGUGAUUUACACAUAGCCUGAAAACCCAAAGAUACAACUGACUUGAUGUAUUCAAUAAGAUACUGAUCUACUCAAAGACAAAACUGGCUUGAUACUGAUCUACCCAAAGACAAACCUGACUUGAUGUAGUGAGUAAGGCAGUGAUAUGGGCCCAAUACAUAAAGCGUGCGAAGGGCUACGACAGUCCAUGUUAAGCUAUGCUCGUAGUAUGAAACAUAUCUCGUAGUUCGUGGUCGUCGAACGAAGCAUUACAAACUGCCCUGUCAUAACAAGCCUUGAAUCCUGUUUUGAAAGGUAAAAGUGCGGUUGAUUCAUGUUAAGGUAGCUUGUAAACAAUUCAAAUCAAAUCCCUUGUGUCUACAAAUGCAAACACUUCCAUUCCUUUCAAUUUUAAGUGAAAUUAAACAAUAAAUUUCUCUUUGGGUAAAAAACGAUUCUUUCACAAAGACCAAGGUAGCAAUCGUUUUAUCAAUGGUGUCAAAAACGACUUGGGAUACAUUCCGUUAUCUAUGUGUACGAGUUCCGCAGCUUGCAGUUGCUUUGAGGGGAUUCUUUGAUUGACAGUAACUUUAUUGGUCAUGAUGGUGAUAUGUAUAGGAUAAAACACGU
Haliotis rufescens (red abalone) is the source of this 2857-nucleotide messenger RNA. RefSeq names its product toll-like receptor 13. Bases 143 to 2212 code for a protein of 689 amino acids. Lineage: Eukaryota; Metazoa; Mollusca; Gastropoda; Lepetellida; Haliotidae. The record is from RefSeq and is a predicted model, not a curated record. Gene Ontology annotation, biological process: toll-like receptor signaling pathway; inflammatory response; immune response. The transcript is spliced from 2 exons. Gene Ontology annotation, cellular component: membrane. Gene Ontology annotation, molecular function: protein binding; transmembrane signaling receptor activity.